GAAAAGCGGAGAUGAGAGGGCAUUUUGCUGGGUAUUUUUUCUCUGCCGUCGGAGGCAGAAAGGGGGAAGGCACUCACGCCGCCUCCUUUUGACACCGCCCCACGCGUAUGCCGGGCCGAUGGUCAAUCUCCCCCUCCAAGCAAUUGUGUAUCUGUCUUCUUUUCGAGUUGCUUUGGAGGUAGUUAGGUAAGCAUAGUGGUGUUCUCCCCAUUGCAGUAGCCGCUAGAGCACGGCGGAACCACUAUUACCGGCAGAGAUGAAAGGAGGAGGAGCAUGGUGGAGGUGGGCAAUGGUGGCGCUGAUAGAUGAGGAGGAGGCCACCACGCAACUCUGCUUCGCCUUCCCUAUGAUACUGACCAAUGUCUCCUACUAUGCCAUCACCCUCGUCUCCGUUAACUCCUGGGGCGCAAUCACCGGAUCUCCACCUCGCCGGCCAUCUGGCCGAUCUCCACCUCACCAGCGGCACCCUUGCCACCUCGUCGGCGCCACCCUUGCCAUGUCUAGCUCUGGGCCACCAGAUCUAGCUACUCAUCCGGAUGAUAUUUAUCUAUUCUUCUUGGUCAUGAGGAGUCGACUAGUGUAUGACCAGCUCAUCGAUCCACCUGAGGCCACCCCCCCACCCCGGGGCCAAGGUUGAUGCUGUCAGGAGGGAGUUCCAGUCGCUAGUCCUCACUGCACGUAGUGCUG
Molecule: messenger RNA, 687 nt
Organism: Zingiber officinale
Lineage: Eukaryota; Viridiplantae; Streptophyta; Magnoliopsida; Zingiberales; Zingiberaceae
Exons: 2
Coding region: 257-637 (126 amino acids)
Source: RefSeq, a predicted model, not a curated record